Messenger RNA from Mycena citricolor, 2336 nucleotides. NCBI's taxonomy places the organism in Eukaryota, Fungi, Basidiomycota, Agaricomycetes, Agaricales, Mycenaceae. The record is from the annotation of a GenBank genome assembly.
AGGAAUUGGUGCAUUCAGGCCGGGAAUUCGCAAAGUGGGAUAGCUUGGUGGAGGACCAAAACGCUGCAUGCUGAUUAGCCAAGGCGGAGGCGCCAGUGGUGGGAUCGACAGGGCUUCGACCAGUUCAGGAGAGAGGUCUCCAGGUCUCUUCUCUUUCAGAGAGGUCUCGAAUUCUUUUCCUUCGUAGUACCUGGGAUGAAGUUAGGGACAGUGGCUCGAGUGGGUGACUUCUCCACGCACAUCUCUCCGUAACCAGUGGUAACAGGUUUUGUGGCAAAUUUGAAGAAAGCGUCGUGAAGCUUCUGAUAGUCAAUGUCGAUUUUGCCCAUCUUGGGUUGAACCCUCUCUCUCGUCUUCUGUUUCAAGCUCAUAUUGGCCUCCUUCUCCUUCACCGCAUCUCGCAUCGUACCGAUCCCAGUGUCGGCAAUGUAGGCAGGUAAUUGGAACGGAGGCUUUUCGAUACCGCGCUUGCCUUGAAGAUAAUCGCGUUUCGCGGACCAGUGGAUAGGGAUAGGAAUUGUGUUGCGAUAGGAUUUGAGGUGCAGAAGAAGACGAGGAUCAGCUGCUGUGACAUCCGUCCAUUCGACAACUUCCGGUUUCUUCACUAAUCGCUUCAGCUCCGCAACAGUUAAACGGGAAAGCUUCCGUUGUUUCUUCUUUGACAGAGGUUUGCUCUCAGCGUCCGAAUCGCCCUCAGACGCCAUUUCAUCGUCCGAGUAUAUGACUUCUCCUUUCGACGGAAUGCUUUCCUUAGCCUGGGUCGAAAGUCGUCCAUCAAUCAACAAAGUCUGUGAACACAAGACUCACGGCAGAUUCCUCUGGAGGAGCCUGAAAACGAGCAAAGACAUCGGAAAACGAGUCCAUAACGGAGCCGUUGGCAUCCAAUUGCUCGGUCACGUACUCAACAUUUUCCUCCUCAUCCACAUUCAUGGCAUCCCCGUCAUCUCGAGGUGUCUCCUGGGGACAAUGCUCAAUCCGAGUAGUGACGGGGUUUGGGAACGCACCUGUGGAUUUUGAGCAGCGAGCUCCUUCUUCUGCUUCUGCUUGAGACGACGGAGCUGGUUUUUGGACUUGAUGGUCUUGACGCCAUUGGACUGAGAAGUCGUCUGAGCGACCAUGACAAGCCGGUCGAAGUUGGCGAUGAUCAGGCGCGGUACAUUCCAAUAUUUGCACCUAUUGUUGGGGCAAGCCAUCAGUGCUCUGAUCGAAUCUCAAGUUUUUGGCCUCGACGCGCGCGGAAGAGUUUCGCGAUGCAGAGCGACGACGUUAUAUGGUCCGUUAUCAACCACCAGUUCUGCUCAUACAAAGUCAAAACAACAACCCAAAAUUUUUGCCGGAACGAGUACAACGUUACCGGUUUUUGCAACAGACAGUCUUGUCCAUUAGCCAACUCGAGAUAUGCGACUGUCCGAGAACAAGAAGGCGUGUUGUAUCUGUACGUGAAGACGAUCGAGCGUGCGCAUUCGCCUGCGAAGAUGUGGGAACGAAUAAAACUGUCCAAUAACUACUCAAAAGCCCUCGAGCAGAUCGACGGCGAACUCAUCCACUGGCCCAAUUUCCUCAUUCACAAAUGCAAGCAACGUAUCACCAAGAUAACGCAAUACCUGAUUAAAAUGCGAAGAAUGAAGCUGCGACAAGAACCCAAACUUGUUGGAAUCAAGAAGAAAUUGGACCGGCGAGAAGCCGUUCGGGAGCGGAAAGCACUCUCUGCGGCUCAAUUGGAGCGAUCGAUUCAAAAGGAGCUCAUUGAGCGCCUCAAGUCCAAAGCAUAUGGCGAUGCACCUCUCAAUGUGAACGAAACUGUAUGGCAAGCCGUCCUGGAUCGGGAGAAGAACGCCGGAAAAGAAACGGAAGAUGUUGAGCUGGAGAUGGAGGAUGAUGAGACGGACGAGGAGGAUGAAAAUGAGUUGGAGGACGAUGACGAAGGCUGGGGCGAUCGAGAGUUUGUUAGCGACAUGAGUGACAGCGAGGACGAUGGUCUCAGUGACCUAGAGGAUGUCGGAGAUGAUGCGGAGCAAGCUGCAGAAGAUGAUGACGACGAAGCGUCAGACGAGGAUGAGGGUGAGGAUGAUCCGUCGAAGAAACCCAAAUCAGCACUUGGCAAGCGGAAAACGGGGCCGUCCAAGACACCGACGAGACGUCCGGACAAAAAAUCCAAGAAGGGACCUCGAGUCGAAGUCGAAUACGAGAACGAAGUCGAGACGGUUCCCCUCACGCGUUCUGCCUUGGCGUCCUGGUAGACCAGCACGGAAGAUUCAUAUUGACGGACUGUUAAAAGUACAAUAAUUGAUGGGUAGCCCGCCAGGUUUUUCUGAGAGAUCAGGCCCUCUUUUCCC